Sardina pilchardus (European sardine) is the source of this 1371-nucleotide messenger RNA. Its product is annotated as potassium voltage-gated channel subfamily G member 3-like. Gene Ontology annotation, molecular function: delayed rectifier potassium channel activity. Gene Ontology annotation, cellular component: voltage-gated potassium channel complex; membrane. Gene Ontology annotation, biological process: potassium ion transmembrane transport; protein homooligomerization. The coding region runs from base 70 to 1371 and encodes 433 amino acids. Lineage: Eukaryota; Metazoa; Chordata; Actinopteri; Clupeiformes; Clupeidae. The record is from RefSeq and is a predicted model, not a curated record. The transcript is spliced from 5 exons.
UGUAACUAUACGGCUAAACCGUCCAAGUUGUUUCUGGUCUAUUGCGCACUAAACCCGAAGCACACUAAAAUGAAGUUGGGCAAAAGCGUUUGCAUCAUCAAUGUCGGAGGCACCAAGUACGCUCUUCCGAAAGACGUUAUCAAAGAUUUUCCUUUACGCCGUGUUAGUCGUCUCCACAAUUGCGCGUCGGAGAGGGAAGUGCUUGAAGUCUGUGAUGACUACGACCGGGAGAGGAACGAGUUCUUUUUUGACAGACACUCCGAGGCGUUCGGUUUCAUUAUGUUGUACGUGAAAUACGGCAAGCUGAGGUUUGUGCCCCAGAUGUGCGAACUUUCCUUCUACAACGAAAUGGUCUAUUGGGGCUUGGAAAGCUCGCACCUGGAGUUUUGCUGCCAGCGGAGACUGGAUGACCGCAUGUCGGACACCUACACGCACUUUCCCGAGGAGGACCACAAAGCUAAGGAUGACUUUAGGGGCGAGGGCGAGGACGAGCCAGCGCGUCAGGGCGAUUCCAAGUGGUUAGAGAGAAUGCGCAGGACGUUUGAGGAGCCCACGUCCUCGGUGGCGGCACAAAUUUUGGCCUCGGUGUCCAUGAUUUUUGUCAUUGUCUCUAUGGUGAUGCUUUGCGCAAGCACUUUACCGGACUGGAAAACAGCUGAGAGUAACGUCAGGAGUCUGGACACAUACACGAGGUAUGCUGUAAAUGGUGCAAGAAAACCCAAAGGGAUCAUCGAGGCCGUGUGCAUCGGCUGGUUCACCGCCGAGUGCAUCAUCCGCUUCCUGGUGUCGCGGGACAAGUGCGAGUUCGUGCGGCGGCCGCUCAACGUCAUCGACCUGCUGGCCAUCACGCCCUACUACAUCUCGGUGGCCAUGACCGUGCUGACCGGCGAGAACUCCCAGCUGCAGCGGGCCGGCGUCACGCUCCGCGUCCUGCGCAUGAUGCGCAUCUUCUGGGUCAUCAAGCUGGCGCGCCACUUCCUGGGCCUGCAGACGCUGGGCCUGACGCUGCGCCGCUGCUACCGCGAGAUGGUCAUGCUGCUGGUCUUCAUCGCCGUGGCCAUGGCCAUCUUCAGCGCCCUGGCGCAGCUGCUGGAGCACGGCCUGGACCUGGAGGCGGGCAACGAGGACUACGCCAGCAUCCCGGCGGCGUGCUGGUGGGUUAUUAUCUCCAUGACCACCGUGGGCUAUGGAGACAUGUACCCCAUCACCGUGCCGGGGCGCGUGCUGGGCGGCCUGUGCGUGGUGAGCGGCAUCGUGCUCCUGGCGCUGCCUAUCACCUUCAUCUACCACAGCUUCGUGCAGUGCUACCACGAGCUCAAGUUCCGCUCGGCAAGGGUCACGCGCACCCUCUCCGCCGAGUUCAUCAACUGA